UCGGCAGGCGAAGAAGUCCUGCAUGAGUUCACCUUCAGGUAGAGAGCUCUAAAAUAAGAUUUUGGAAAGAGAUCAGUCGUUUACGCCAUGAACGGGUCUGUUCAUAGCAUGCCUAAAGAGGUGGAAAUUCAGCUAAAAAGAGGACCUGCUGGACUUGGGUUUAACAUAGUCGGUGGUUUGGACCAGCAGUAUGUGUUGAAUGACAGCGGGAUCUACGUGGCCAAAAUCAAAGAGAAUGGCGCUGCAGCACUGGAUGGACGGCUACAGGAAGGGGACAAAAUACUGGCGAUAAAUGGCAACCGGUUGGAGAACCUGUCCCAUAGUGCAGCAGUGGAGCUCUUCCGGUCAGCUGGAGAGGAUGUGUUUCUCUGCGUGCAACAGAGAUCCUCCCUCCAUCACAACGGUCCGGUGAGCUCCCGGCCUGAGAGCGAGGCGCCCGUCUCCUCAGUCGGCCUCCUGUUGGGCCUCGCGGCUGCCGCCGCCGCCAUCACCGUCGCCGUAGUCUACUUCAAACGCUUCCCUCCGGGCCUGCGGAAGCCCAUUUAAACGACACCGUUCUCACAUUUCAAGGACCAAACGUUGGGAGUAUACUCAGAGGGCCAAAAAAGAAAAAAGAUAAAAGAAAAAAAAACACACACACACACACACAAAGUGUAACGAAUUAAGGAUUGGGACACAUGUUGGAAAAUACACCCUGAAGAUGCGAGCAAGCCAUGUUUUCCUAAACGUAUAAGCAAACAACAGCAACAACAGUCUAAAAAAAAAGGUGUUAAUAUUGCUGUCAUGAUUGCCAUGUUGAGCUGGUGUUCCCCUUCAUUUUUUGGUGGGGGUUUUCUUAGUCACUUUAAACCAAAGCUCUGAGUCUGUCUGUCCCAGCAUUGCACAGGGGGAGGGAAGAUUCAGCCGCCAUGUUGUUGUCAGGAGACAGAAGUGAUCGUGUCUCCACAACCGACCACGUAGAGCUAUAUAGGGGAGAAAAGGACGACGAGGUGGAAGAUGGAAAGAGUUAGAUGGCGGUUAAAGAGAUAGAGAGGAAAAGAGUUGAAGUAACUGACCUAUGAGGAGCGCCAUUACUUUAUAGCGACGCCCUCUAUUUUCACCCCCUCCUUUGCCAAGAGCAGAAACUCUUUUUUUUAAAUACGUUUUCCAUCUUCCAUUCUUCCCCUCACCACAGUGUUUCCUUUUUUGCCCUCUCCCAUUCUAAUGCCAAAAACUAAAAGCAUAUACAAGUGUAAAUAUUGUUCCAGGUAUAAAUAUAUUUUCAAAUACUGUCACUCACCAGGGAGAGCUUGGUGUCACGUUGCUGUGGUGACAUGGUUUUUAAUCGGUUUAUGUGUUUGUUUGUUUAUCUUUGAUUUUGUCUGAAAUUUUGUCAUCGUCAAUGAUGACUUGGCCAAGGCAGUAGAUGCAGCUGUGUAUUUUGUACUAGACGGCCCUGUGACAUCCUCCAGCUUGGGCCUGUAAAUGACCGCUCGGUUCCCUCCCCAACCCCCUGCCUUAGCUGACCAUGUAACUGGCUGCUGUCUCCUUCUGACCAAUGCAGAAGUUCUUUUUAAUAUUAACCGUUGAGUUCAAACUCAGGCCUCUCGUUAAAUCUAUUUACAUGCACGUCUUUCAAAAAGGACACACAAAUGAAAUGCUAAUAUGUUUCUGACGGAAAAGGGACGUUUUGUGUGACAUUCAGGUGAUGAUAAGUGUGAGCUGGUAACCUGACACCUGAGUUAUCUCAAACACCCCAGGAUUACAUCAUUCUGCACUCUCACUGUUUGACAUGCGUGUGAGCAGCCACGUGCUUGAAGCCAGUCACUGCCCCCUGUUGACUUUGCUAGAGAACUGCACUGCACUGCACUGCACUGCACUGCACUAUGCAUAUGGAAAUAGACUGUGAUGUAGAUGCAUGGUAGAAACACAGGCGUUGUUCAGGGUAAUAGACCAGACUAGACAGAUCAACGUGAUGGUCUGCAGUCCAGUGACCUAGAGUGGCAGUAGGUUUGACACCCACGCAACUGCCCCCAUGUCCACUCCGCUACACUAAAGAAAGAGCACUCGGUAGAUCUUCCGGUAAAGAAAUGAUUUAAUGGGGGAAGCACACAUUUUAAUUUGAACUGAAUGACAACUUUAAACUUGUUUUGAACUGUUUUUGUAUCAGAAUUAUUGUUUGCCUGUAAUGUCUGGUGUGGAAAAAAGUGGUCGAAGUAUGUACAUGUGUUUUUGAGGAAUUCUUUGUUAAUGUUUAAGUGCACUCUAUUAUGAAGAUGUUCAAGAGCCUUAAAGUGCGUGGUGUUCUGACAUUAGUGUGUGUGCAUGUGUUUGUGUGCCCUAUAAUAGUGCUACAAAAGCCAGUUAUUACUUUGAAAAGACACACAAAACAGAAAGUCAAAAUGGAUGUUGUUCUUCUCAGGCAUAUGAAGUCAGCUUUGAAAGAAUGGAAAGAUGGAUGAAUGUUAUGAUGGACUUGUCAUUGUUCUGCAUUGAGUGAUGCGCCAAGAUCACCCACAUUUAGCCUGACUUGCCUCUGUGGGCAAAGCAUGGAGUGGUUUUGCAGCUCAGCCUCACAACGAAAAUCCCCCCUCCCUGAGUCCUGUUAGCAUGUUGCUUCACCAGGCGUGUGGGCAUAUCAGGAGUGUAUUUGGCACUGAACGAGCCACAGUGAAUGGAGCUCUGUGUUGUCCUGGAGGCACAGGUGACAGGUGUUCGAACUGCUAUUUAGCGCAAAUACGCUACCCUAUUCAAGGAUUUUUUUUUUCUUUUUUUCUUUUUUUUUUAAAGAAAAAGGCCAAAUUUUUGGUAAGACCUUUGAUUGGUCGGUCUGUUUAUUUUACACUAAUCCUGCUUUGCGACCCCGCCCUCCCCCUCUAAUUCAGUCGUUUGCCUUGUGCAUUUCUGAAAGAUCGCAACAGAGAAACCACAGACAGCAAUUAGCAUUAAUUGCAAUGCAAUUAAUCACUUUAUUCCACUGUUUAGAUGCUCCACCACAUAAACCACACGUACAGUCCCAUGAUUCAGCUGUGAUCUGAGCCUGGUGUGUUGGGUGGGCAGGUGACCUACACCUUGACUGUAUGGUGUGUGUGUGUGUGUUCUGUCCGGUCUUGUCCUGCACGUGAACCUUAAAGCCUUAUAACCGGAGCUGUAAAGUACCGUCACACAUCAGCGCAGGGAAGUGGUCAAGAAUAAAACCUGACUUUACUGUAAUUACAA
Molecule: messenger RNA, 3198 nt
Organism: Sardina pilchardus (European sardine)
Lineage: Eukaryota; Metazoa; Chordata; Actinopteri; Clupeiformes; Clupeidae
Gene: synj2bp
Product: synaptojanin 2 binding protein
Exons: 4
Coding region: 88-546 (152 amino acids)
Biological process (GO): cell-cell adhesion; embryo development; receptor clustering
Cellular component (GO): basolateral plasma membrane; neuron projection; postsynaptic density membrane
Molecular function (GO): protein binding
Source: RefSeq, a predicted model, not a curated record